Molecule: messenger RNA, 1611 nt
Organism: Vanrija pseudolonga
Lineage: Eukaryota; Fungi; Basidiomycota; Tremellomycetes; Trichosporonales; Trichosporonaceae
Product: Pantothenate transporter FEN2
Exons: 4
Coding region: 1-1611 (536 amino acids)
Biological process (GO): transmembrane transport
Cellular component (GO): membrane
Molecular function (GO): transmembrane transporter activity
Source: RefSeq, a predicted model, not a curated record
AUGUCGACGGAGAAACAGCACGCCCUCGCGCUCCAGCGCGAGGAGUCGAAAAAGUCGUCCCUCGCCCAGGGGGCGGACGUGGACAUCACGCCCGUGCUCGAGAGCUACGACGAUCUCAGCGCCGAGGAGAAGCGCGCCGAGCGCAACUUUGUGUGGCGCCUCGACCUCGUCUUCAUCUCCAUCGGGUGGCUGUCGUACGUGUUCAAGUACCUCGACCAGACCAACAUUUCCAAUGCCUAUGUGUCGGGGAUGAAGGAGGAGAUCCAUAUCGUGGGCAACCAGGUGAGUGGCACGGCAUGUGGCACUCGUGCCGCGCCGCUGCGCUGGCUCCGGCUCCUCGCACGCCGCACGCUCGCUGACGCCCGCGUGCUCGCGCAGUACAACUACUUCACGACGCUCUUCAACGCAGGGUACAUCGUGAUGCUGUACCCUUCCUGUGUGCUAAUCUCGCACUUCGGCCCCUCAGUCUGGCUGCCGGGAUGCGAGCUGGUGUGGGGCGUGCUCACGUGCACGCUGUCCACGGCGCAGAACUACAAGACGGUCUACGGGCUGCGCUUCCUCAUCGGCUUAGCCGAAGGCUCCGCGUGGCCAGGCUACAUCACGCUCAUAUCCCAGUGGUACCUGCCCCACGAGGUCGCCUUCCGCAUGGCGCUGUUCAACUGCGCGCAGCCCGUCGGCGCGAUGCUGUCCGGCGCGCUCCAAGGCGCGCUCAGCACCAACCUCGAGAACGCGCUCGGCCGCUCGGGCUGGCGCUGGGCAUUCAUCGUCAACGGCGUCAUGACCAUCUUCAUCGCGCUCCUCGCCUUUUUCUGCCUCCCAGGAUACCCCGAGCGCCCGAACCCCUUGGCGCGGUGGUACCUCGGCGACAAGCAGAUCAAGAUUGCCCUCGCGCGGAAUAGGCGCGUGCACCGCGCCCCGCAGCGCGGGAUCACGGGCAAGACCUUCCUCCGCGCGCUGACUUUCUGGCCUCUGUGGCUUAUCGCACUCGCCUGGUCGUGGGGCGGAAACACCACCCCGGCAAACUACUACAACCUGUGGCUCAAGUCUCUCAAGCUGCCCAACGGCCACGCGCGCUACAGUGUCGCUAUGUUAAACUACCUCCCUAUUAUAGGACAGGCGCUGCAGCUCGUCACCCAGCUGCUGCUUACCUUCGCGUCAGAUUUGACAGGCAAGCGGCUGCCGUGGCUCCUGGUCCACGCGGCAAUCAACAUUGCGUCGGAGGUCAUUCUCGUCAUCCGCCCGGCCAACCGCCACACUUACAUGGCGGGAUGGUACCUCAACUACUGUGGCGCCGCGGCUACCAUGAUCCUCGCCGCGUGGGGCUCGGGAUACCUCCAGGACGAGCCAGAGGUGCGCACAAUCCUGUUCGCCACCGGCACAGUCUUCAGCUAUAUCCAGAACGCGUUCCUCCCCAUCGCUGCCUUCCCGGCAUCCGAGGCGCCCAACUGGCGCAUCGGUGCCAAGGUCUACCUCGGCGCGAUGGUAGGGUCGACACUUCUGUUUAUCAUCAUCUACUUCUUGUUCCGGCGCGUCGACAGAAUUAGGGAGGAGAAGGCAAAGAGAGGCGAGAAGGACGAAGACUCGAGGUCGCUCAGGUUCUGGGUGUACUAG